Molecule: messenger RNA, 4128 nt
Organism: Phytophthora nicotianae INRA-310
Lineage: Eukaryota; Oomycota; Peronosporomycetes; Peronosporales; Peronosporaceae
Exons: 2
Coding region: 1-4128 (1375 amino acids)
Source: RefSeq, a predicted model, not a curated record
AUGGCGCUCAAUGAUCAUGGUGCAGCCACGUCACCUCCGGAACGCAUUUUGUCUCUAUUGGGUCUCGACAAAUCGUCGGUAGCAGAUGAUCUACGAGUUCUGGUAAGCAGUCGCUUUCGACCCCCACAACAAGCGCAACUAGUCGACAUCCUUAGCGCAAUGCAGUCAACACCAGCCCUUUCCAGCGUGACUACAUGGUUCUCGCACCAAUUCGACCCCACAGACGACGUGGAACAUUAUUUACAAGAUCUCAUCCGCAUGCACCACUAUAUCGCAGCACACGAUCGUCAACGCCCCCUACGCAGCAGACAUCUCGAGAGCCUCGAGUCUAGUGACAACGCAGUAACGAGCCAUCUCAUACAUUUUUACGCCUCAUUUGCAGACAGUAAAGAUCGUCAUCUCCUCACAAAAAUCUACCAGACUCUUGGGCUAUCGAGAGCCAUCUCGUACUGCGUCGUGGCCAAGACGAUGCCUUUCAAAGUCCAGAAAGAAUUCCUCGAUUUGUUCGCUGAGGAUCUACCGGAGCUUCGUGAGUGGAUCAAUUGGUUGGAUGAAUUAGAGCACGCAGCAGUUGGUAAAGAGGGCGGCGUAGCUGAGGUCUACGGACCAGGCUACGAAAGCGCCGUAAAUUUUGUGAGUAGAGCGAUCAAAGAGCACUGUAUCCUCACGUGGCUUGCGCUACUACGUCCACUGGAUACAGCGAAGCGACUUGCGCUUAUCGACGCUAUCCACAAACUUCUCGCAGCGUCAAAUAACAGUGGAUUCUUGUCCACAACAACCAGCACGUUAAAGAAACUGGGUCGAUUCUACGAAACCACAGGCGUAUCUGCAGUUAAACUACUGGAUUUGGACGUCGCUGUGCGUCAUGAGCUCUCUUUACUACUAGAAGAAUUCCCGACUAUUAUUCUUAUCACUCUUUUUACCAAAUUCAACAACGAAAAGAUGAUCCACUUGGUAGUCAAACGUGGACUGCCGUUCUUUCCGAAAAAUGACUUAGUAAAAAUGCUGGACGCUCUCGCUCCCGCCGAGACUACCGCCAUCGAAGUGUUCGUGACCACUUUGUUCAAUUUUGGACGUCAGAAAGUUGACUUUCUACUGCUUUUUCUGACUUUUUCGCCUCAAAGCCAACUCCGAUUUCUCGAUCUCAUGGUCGCAACAUCGAAUUCUCCUUUAAACGCCGAUACCUCAGGCCACGAAGAAGAUCCCGAGGACGCAUUCGCGAUUCAAGAUCUUCUCACAGGAAACAAUUUUCUGUUAAAAUUCUUCCUUUACGCUGGUCUGAAAUCUCCAGAUCUAGUGAUUCAAAAACUAUCGACUUUACCUACCGAGAUGGUUCACCAAAUGAUGUACACUAUUGUAGUCCACUCUGCAGAAGACUUAGUGGUACUGGGUCGGGGGCUAGAGACUAUAGAGCUGCCAUGUUUGCAGCCUUUUCUGCGCUUAUUCCUCGCCAUUCCACUCGAUUGGAGAGAAGUUCUAGUCAAGCUAGUUGAAGACAUGCCGGGCGAGGAAACGCAGCCUCUUUACGACACUAUACUGCACCUGCAAGCCACUUGUCAAGACAAAGUCACAACUGUUCUUCAAAUGCUUGGAGCUCUCGAUAAGAAGGGCAAGACGAUACUUUGUCGAGAUAUCCUCAACCAUCCCGACGUGCCUUCGUCCAUCGAAAUCCACGCUAAAGUUCUGCUUUAUCUUUGUGAAUGUGACCUCGCACGUCGUAAAGUUCUUCGUCUUCUUCGUGCCAUCCCAUUCACUAAAUACGAUUGUCUUCUCUACUUCCUGCGUACCCAGCGAAUGCCCGAGCAAGUAGCUUUAACGCGUCUAAUGUUGAGUAUGCCAAGCGAUGCCAACUGUCGAUUAUUGGCGAAGAUGUCUGCGUGGCCAUUAGAAGCACUCGAUGCUUUCUUCCAGCUGCUGCUGAUGCUUGCCAAAGUGGAGUACAAAAUGUUCGCCAAGUUGAUGGGAUCGCAAUACGUUACUGACGAGCAGCUACAGGUUUUUAUCACGGUAGCUGUGGAUAUGAUGAACCAGGCUUCUAGUCGAGAACUCGUCAUCUUUGCUGCUGAGCUGCCAGUUCAUAUUCGAGAUCUUUUCUUUGAGAUGCUCACUGAUCGUCCGGAGAAGGGAGUUCUGCUUCGUAUCAUCGGCUAUUCCACUCGAAUGCCACCUGAACUGAUGCACAUUCUCGUCGCGUUAUUCCAUCGAAUGUCGUGGGAGAUUCGCUCGUUUUUCAUCGAGCAGCUUCGAGUAUUGGAAGGAUUUAACGACGUAGAAAACCUGGCUGAAGUAGCGUCCAGUCUCCAAGAUAAUGAGGCGUUGAAGCUGCUGGUUUUGUUGUUGAACCCGCUCCAAUUCCAGAUUCGAGUGAGUCUUAUAGCGCUCUUCCUGCAGCUCAGUGUCCAUGAACGAGCACUGCUUCUUGCUAGGCUUGUGAAGAUGCCUAAGAGCUCGGUGGGCUCCUUCUGUACGGCGAUCUGUAGCUCAAGUUGCGAGCCUGUGAGUGCUUCAUUCUGUCGCGUUAUUGGCCUGGUUGAUCCAAAAUAUCACACGUCUCUGCUUCGCUUACUAGCAAGCGAGCCAUUGUGGUUCUUCUUGCGUCUAAUGGCCGAGCAUUGCGACGUUGAAAACAGUCUACAACAGACCACGGAGCUGCUGAAUCAAGUCGCAAAGACCGUGUGUUUAUUCUCUCUGGACGAUCAUUUAUUACUGCUGCGAGACGUGAUCCGAGCAGCACUUGGAGACGCAAUGCCGCUGAGUGAUGUAGUUGCUGUGCUUGCAUUAUUUUCUGAAGUAUCGAAGCUUCUUGAGUUCCUCCGAUAUGUCAUCGGGUUUGCCAAGAGCGCACGUACCAGCUUGAUAUUCCGCGUUCUUUCAAAGUACCAACAACCAGCUUUUAUCUUCGAAAUGUGUCGUAUUCUGGACUUGGACGACGCAGUAUUUGCCUUGAAGCGACUGGAUCGAAUGUACCAACGACGACAUGAAGAACUGGACAAAGCGAUGGAGUCUCUAUCCCGACUAUUUGCUGGAGGUAAUGUUCAAGUUAAGGACGACUUCUGUGACCUCAUCGUGGGGUUUAGAGGUCUUUCAGCAGCGGUCGAUGAGGAAGCCAACGGAUCUGAUCGUAUAGUAAUACCACGCGCUACGGAGAGUAUUCCACAUGACGAAGAAACAAGUGACGAGGACGAAGACGAAGACGACCCUGAUCGUCCGCUUAGAUUACCCAGUACGACACCACCGUCACACCAACCUGUCGCGCUUAAUCGUCAUCUGCAACGAACCAGACCGGGUCAAGCGUUCCCCCGAAAGCGAACCGAUAGAAAAGCAUGGUGGCAGGACCUGGAUGACACGUCCUUCCUGUUGCUCCCAAGUGAUCGACACAGUGAAGCUUCACUCAAACGCCAGGAACAGCAAGAAUCUCCACCAAAAAAUCUUCCAUCCGUCUUCGCUCUAACCGAACAACCUCACUCCGUUCGCCUAAAUGAGGACACUAAGCCACUAGAUCUGGACGAUACAACUACCUCACUGGAAGCACUCCCACAAAUCAACGUACCCCCGCCAAUUAAUACGUGGCAACCUCAAGCUGGUCAACACAGCAAUAUCUCCCUCAAUAGAUCCGAAUCUGCGUCAACUACGCUGUCCUAUGAGAAUGACACUCAAUGGAGCAAGCAAAAACGAUCGCGUGGUGUGGCAGCAGCUCUUAACAGUCCUCCGGAGUUCCACGUUGGUCGAGACAAAGGCGCCGAUUUCCUCCAAAAGCAACGCAAUCGUGUAUUCCAAGAGAAAGGGGCGUCACGCAUCCGACACGCCAAGACUUUAAUCGCUCAAGACCACGUCAUGGAGGUUCGAGUGUGUCGAGCAUUAGGCAAGCGUGUUCCGAUUCUGCAGACGACCUUGUCGCCUCUCUCUCGGCCUGAUCCACAUACGGUAGAAAGCGCCGUUAACAUGCUAGCGAAGGCUGCUCAACUUCGCGAAUCCAGUCCACAAGGCUUCGUCACUGAAGCUCCAAUGCACAGCCCAAUACCAGCGAAGCAUCACACGCGUAUACUACCAACCAGCCCGACAAUUCCAGCGAAUCCAAGCGCCAAACCGGAGACGGAGCUUAGCUGCGAGCCUGUUGCUCCGUGGUGA